Messenger RNA from Acanthosepion pharaonis, 2880 nucleotides. Lineage: Eukaryota; Metazoa; Mollusca; Cephalopoda; Sepiida; Sepiidae. The record is from the annotation of a GenBank genome assembly.
AUGAAGACCUACGACCCCAUUGAAAUAAGAAGUCUCGAUCUAGUAGUUGCGAACAAAGAAAAAGAAAAUAUUCAACAUGGUAGGCCAAGCUUCUUUCUUUCUUUCUUUCUUUCUUUCGUUUCCUUUUUCUUUUAUUUUUCUUUCAUUUCUUUUUUCUUUCUUUUUUUCUUUCUUUUUUUUCUUUCUUUACGCUUACCUUUUUUUCUUUCUUUUCUUUCUUUCUUUCUUUCUUUCUUUACCGCUUACCUUUUCUUUUUUAUUUUUCUUUCUUUCUUUUCUUUCUUUCUUUCUUUCUUUCUUUUUCUUUUCUUUCUUUCUUUCUUUCGUUUUUACCUUUUCUUUCUUUCUUUCUUUCUUUCUUUCUUUUCUUUCUUUUUUACCUUCGUUUACUUUCUUUCUUCACGUCUACGUUUUCUUUCUUUCUUUACGCCUACAUUCUUUCUUUCUUUCUUUCUUUCUUUCUUUCUUUCGUUACGCUUACCUUUUAUUUUUUUUUUUCUUCUUUUCUUUCUUUCUUUCUUUCUUUCUUUCUUUCUUUCUUUCUUUCUUUCGUUACUUACCUUUUUCUUUCUUUUCUUUCUUUCUUUCUUUCUUUCUUUCUUUCUUUACGCCUACCUUCGUUUAUUUUCUUUCAUCCUGUUACGUUUUAUUUCUUUAUUUACGCCUUCAUCCAUUUCUUUCUUUCUUUCUUUCUUUUUUCUUUCUUUCUUUCUUUCUUUCUUUCUUUCUUUUCUUAUUUAUUUAUUUCUUCCUUUCUUUUUUUUACGCCAUUUUUUCUUUCUUUCUUGCCUUCCUUUCUUAUUUAUUUAUUUCUUUUUUUCUUUCUUUACGCUAGCCUUUUCUUUCUUUCUUUCUUUCUUUCUUUCUUUCUUUUUCUUUCUUUCUUUCUUUCUUAUUUAUUUAUUUCUUCCUUUCUUUUCUUUACGCCCUACCUUUUUCUUUCUUUUUCUUUCUUUCUUUUCUUUCUUUCUUUCUUUUUACGCCCAGCCUUUUUUUCUUUUCUUUUCUUUUCUUUCUUUCUUUCUUUUCUUUCUUUCGUUACGCUUACCUUUUCUUUUUAUUUUCUUUCUUUUUUCUUUCUUUCUUUCUUUCUUUCUUUUCUUUCUUCCGUUACGCUUACCUUUUCUUUUAUUUUUUUUCUUUCUUUCUUUUCUUUACCUUCGUUUACUUUCUUUCUUCACGUUCUACGUUUUCUUUCUUUUCUUUUUUCAUUCUUUCUUUUCUUUUUCUUUCUUUCUUUCUUUCUUUUUUUUCUUUCGUUACGCUUACCUUUUCUUUUUUUUUUUUCUUUCUUUCUUUCUUUCUUUCUUUCUUUCUUUCUUUCGUUACGCUUACCUUUUCUUUCUUUCUUUCUUUCUUUCUUUCUUUCUUUCUUUCUUUCUUUCUUUCUUUCUUUCUUUACGCCUACCUUCGUUUAUUUUCUUUCAUCCUGUCUACGUUUUAUUUCUUUAUUUACGCCUUCAUCCAUUUCUUUCUUUCUUUUUUCUUUCUUUCUUUUUUUUAUUUAUUAUUUCUUCCUUUCUUUCUUUACGCCUAGUUUUUUUCUUUGCUUGUUUGUUUGUUUCUUUCUUUCUUAUUUAUUUCUUACUUCCUUCCUUUCUUAUUUAUUUAUUUCUUCUUUCUUUCUUUACGCCUAGCCUUUUCUUUCUUUCUUUCUUUCUUUCUUUCUUUCUUAUUUAUUUAUUUCUUCCUUUCUUUCUUUUCUACCUUUUCUUUUCUUUUCUUUCUUUCUUUCUUUCUUUUUUUUUUUCUUUUCUUUCUUUCUUUUUUACGCCUACUUUCGUUUUAUUUUCUUUCAUCCCUGUCUACGUUUUCAUUUCUUUAUUUACGCCUUCAUCCAUUUUUUUUCUUUCUUUCUUUCUUUCUUUUUUUCUUUCUUUCUUUCUUUCUUAUUUAUUUAUUUCUUCCUUUCUUUCUUUACGCCUAGUUUUUUCUUUGCUUGUUUGUUUGUUUGUUUCUUUCUUAUUUCUUUCUUUCUUCCUUCCUUUCUUAUUUAUUUAUUUCUUCUUUCUUUCUUUACGCCUAGCCUUUUCUUUCUUUCUUUCUUUCUUUCUUUCUUUACGCCUACCUUCGUUUAUUUUCUUUCAUCCCGUCUACGUUUUAUUUUUUUAUUUACGCCUUCAUCCAUUUUCUUUCUUUCUUUCUUUCCUCAAGCCUAUCUUCUUUCUUUCUUUUUUUCUUUCUUUCUUUACGCCUACCUUCGUUUAUUUUCUUUCAUCCCGUCUACGUUUCAUUUCUUUAUUUACGCCUUCAUCCAUUUUCUUUCUUUCUUUCUUUCUUUCUUUCUUUCUUUCUUUCUUUCUUUCUUUCUUUCUUUCUUUUUUCUACUUGCUCUCUCUCUCUCUCUCUCUCUUUCUCUUACGCCAUCUCUGUCAAAAUGGCAUAAAUAGCAUUUUAAUCAAAAUCAAAUCAAAACCAAUAGUCACCGACCACCAGUUCGUCAGUUUCACAUCCGCGACACACGACCCGGCCAAGGCCGUCCUCAACCUUCCAACCCACAGCACUAAUCAUUCUUUCCCCUACUCAUCCUAUUCACACUUCAACAUUGGCUUCUUUCUCCCCACCAAUCGACAUACAAUCCUGCAAAUUGCGUUUUUCUCUUUCGCCCUGGAAGCACAAAACAAUAUUACAAAGAAAGGAUUCUUGAACGGGGAGGACUGUUUGUACAACAUCUGGGAUAUUUACAUCAACGACAUACUCUUCUAUGCAUCUCAUUCUCUUCUCUAUCUAUCUAUCUAUCUAUCUAUCUAUCUAUCUAUCUAUCUAUUACUAAUUUCUAUCACUAACAUUUAUGUAUCUAUACCUGAUAUAUAUUUGUCUGUCAAUCAAUCGAUUUAUCCAUCUAUCUAUAAUAUGUCUGCGUGUGUGUGUAUAAUAUAG